Molecule: messenger RNA, 4724 nt
Organism: Xenopus laevis (African clawed frog)
Lineage: Eukaryota; Metazoa; Chordata; Amphibia; Anura; Pipidae
Gene: slc25a29.L
Product: solute carrier family 25 (mitochondrial carnitine/acylcarnitine carrier), member 29 L homeolog
Biological process (GO): transmembrane transport; L-arginine transmembrane transport; basic amino acid transmembrane transport
Cellular component (GO): mitochondrial inner membrane; mitochondrion; membrane
Molecular function (GO): high-affinity L-arginine transmembrane transporter activity; basic amino acid transmembrane transporter activity; transmembrane transporter activity
Source: RefSeq, marked provisional
GCUGGGAGAGGUCCGCGCUGCUCCGGGAGAGCCGUGUGUCAAUCUCUCUGUUAUCUGGGAUCAAAGGGAAGCAGAGCCCAUCGAGCAGCUGUGACCUGGGAGCCUUGUCCCUAGAGCUCCUUGGGAUUGGGGUUAAGUGACUGGCACAGGGGAAGCCCUGGCAUUGGGCGAUUAGAUCCUUUCCAUCUCAUCUCCAUCCGUAGCCGGCAGGCAUGGCGCUGGAUUUCUUUGCAGGAUGCGCAGGAGGUGCAGCUGGUGUGCUAGUUGGACAUCCAUUUGAUACCGUUAAGCUAGGGGCUGUCUUCAUUAACAGCAAAAGUGUUACUUUGUUGUAGAUGAGAGAUAAGCCUCCCCACGGAGAGUUACCUCCAAGUACGUCUUCAAGUUCAGAGUGUAUCAAAUGCCAAGUAUCGCGGGACCCUUCACUGCUUCCAGUCCAUUAUCAAGCAAGAAAGUACUAUGGGACUCUACAAAGGAAUUGGAUCACCCAUGAUGGGACUUACAUUUAUCAAUGCCCUUGUGUUUGGUGUUCAAGGAAACACCCUAAGAUAUUUAGGCAAAGACACUCCAUUAAACCAGUUUCUUGCUGGUGCCGCCGCAGGCUCUAUUCAGUGCGUCAUCUGUUGCCCCAUGGAAUUAGCUAAAACAAGACUGCAACUUCAGGGAACAGGGGAAUACAAAUCAAAGUCAAAAACGUACAAAAAUUCUCUGGACUGUCUGUUGAAAAUCUACCGCAAGGAAGGUCUACGGGGCAUUAAUAGAGGGAUGGUAACCACCUUUCUUAGGGAGACCCCGAGUUUCGGAUUUUACUUCUUGACAUACGAUUACCUAUCAAGGUAUCUCAGUUGUGAAAUCAAUGACACUUUCAUUAUUCCCAAGCUUUUGUUUGCUGGAGGAAUGUCUGGGAUCGUAUCUUGGCUCUCCACCUAUCCCAUUGAUGUGAUCAAGUCAAGACUUCAGGCAGAUGGCAUUGGAGGAGUGAACAAUUAUAAUGGGAUAAUGGACUGUGUUCGAAAGAGUUACAAAGAGGAAGGCUGGAGAGUGUUUUCACGAGGCCUGACCUCUACCUUACUCCGAGCCUUUCCGGUUAAUGCGGCUACAUUUGCUACAGUCACCCUGUUCCUUAUGUACAUGAGAGGAGAAAAUGAAGUAAAUGAAUGUGAGGCUGGUCCAGCCAUCCAGCAGCCAAAUAGCAUGUGAAUGCAUUUUAGCAAAUAUGACCAUAAUUCUCUGAGAGUUAUUUUUAUAUAUGGGAGCUGUAUAAUUUGGAUGUACAUAACUAUUAUAUAUAGUUUUUUUUAUGCAUUUAGACAGGAUUUCAUCUCAUUAGUUUUAUCAUAGACUAGGCCUUAAUUUAAAAUAUUUCUGGAAUGGGGAGGUCACAUUUAUGGAGAUUCCUUGUAGAUCUACUACAGUAGAGGGUAUUGCUAAAGGUUGCUGAGGUAUGGUAUGGGUAUCGGGACCUUCCAGCAAAAAAGUAACUUAUGUCUUCAAUAUCCAUUUUUAUAGAAUUCCUGCUACUCUCAAUGCAUUCAUUACUACCAGUGUCGGACUGGGAUGCCAGGGGCCCACCAGAAAACCGUAGGCUGAGGGCCCACUUUCCAAACUAUUAUACCUCCUCUCCUCACUCAACCUCGUUAUUCUUCUAGUUUCUUUUCUCUACAUACUAUGGUUUAUUCUUCCAUUUUUAAGUUCCCAUAAAGAAAUAGGCCAAAUGGUCAGAAGCAAGAGGCCCACUGACACCUGGGCCCACCGGUAGUUUUCCUGGCAUCCCUGUGGGACAGUCCGACACUGAUUACUCCAGAUAUGGGAACAGCCGUUAUCCAUACUGAUGUAUGCCAAAUUCUCUUUUCAGCUGCUACAGCUGAUUCUAAAUGUUACAUUACAUGGUAUGCUACAGUCAGUCUUCAGUUCCAGAAAGAUAAAACAGGUAUGGGAUCUGUUAUCCGGAAACCUGUUAUCCAGAAGGCACCAAAUUAUAGGAAGUCCAUCUCCCAUAGACUCAAUUUUAAUCAAAUCAUUAAAUUUUUUUAAAAUGAUUCCCCAUUAUCUGUAAAAAUAAAACAGUACCUUAUUCUUGAUCCCAAGUUAGAUAUAAUUAAUCCUUAUUGAAGAAACAGCAAUGCUUCUGGGUGCAGUUAAAGGAGAAGGAAAGGUUAAAACUAAGUAAGCCUUAUCAGAAAGGUCCACCUAAAUAUACCAGUGAACCCUCAAAGAAGUGCUGCUCUGAGUCCUCUGUCACAAGAAACACUGUUCCCUUCUCUGCUGUAAUCUGAGCCCAGAGCUAUAAGUGAGCAGGGAGAGACUCAGGCAGGAAGUGAAGUCACACCAAGCUAAUACUGCAGCUGCUAUCUUAAACAAACAGAGAGCUUCUACAGCUUUUUACUCAGGUAUGGUAAAGCAUUCUACAGAAUAAAUAUAGCAUUCUAUCUUGCACUACUGCAUCUAAUCUACUGCCAAUAAAAUGCCUCUGUAGCAUUCCUUCUCCUUUAAUGUUUAAAUUGUUUUUUUAGAAGGCUUUAGUUAUGGAGAUCCAAAAGACCCCUUAUCCAGAAAACUCUAGGCCCGAUCAUUCUGGAUAAGAAUCCCACACCUGUAUCACAUAUCAACAGUCAUUACCAUUGAAAUAAAGCUGCUUCUCUUAAAUGGCCAGUAACACAACAAAAUGUAAAUGGCAUAUGAAUGAAUUUCUUGUAUGUGAAGCAAAAGUCCUGUUAUUUAUUACAUUGCGUGCUUUCUCUCGGCUGUAGUGUCUGCAGACAUUGUGUAUGUGGUGUCCAUGUAAAUAGUGAAUAAAUCCAUGUUCAGAUGCUUCAUCUUCACAACCUGGGUCAGAAAGCCUUACAAGAUGAAAGUAUUUUACAUAUAAAUGUGCUUUCUAAAAAUGCUGUAGAAUGUGAAUAUGCAGAAGUCAUUUACAUUUUCUGCUAUUACUGGUCUUUUAUGAGCAAAUACAAUCAUAUAUUUGACUUAUGGUUCCCCACACUAAACACAGCCCUGCGUUUUAAUUUAUUUAUUUUUGUAUUCCUAUCUCUACUGAGCCAGUUGUUGACUUCACAACCUUAAAUCCGUCUGUUACAUGUCCUAUACAAACUGCACUGAAAGGACAAGGGCAAUGCAGAGCCUCCAGUGCUAUCUUAUCAAACUUUUGGAAGUGCUCAAUACAUUACUCAAUAGCUCAGAAGGUAUUGUAGUCUAUGCAAUGUUGUCCCAAUACAAGCAUAAUAAUCAUACACAUACAUGGAACUAGAUUGAUACUACUGGCCACUCAGGUGCUCCUUUAGGGUUCUUAAGAUUGUGUGAACAACCAAAACCCAACUUUAGCAAAAGCUAUUCAUUGGCUGACUUGGAUAAAGUAGAGUUUUUAUAAUGAUAUCCACCUUUUGCAGCAUUUGUUUCAUGCCUAGGCCUGAGCUGAACAUGCUUUUUGCCUAUUGUUUUAAUUAGGAAAUAUCAAAUGGGUUUUGUACUAAAAAGGGCAAAAUCUGAAAUUGAAAUUAAAGGAACAGUAUACACCUAAAAAAACGUUGCUUAAAAUGAGACUUGUGUUGAAAUUACACUCUGCCUAUUGUUUAAAUUUUAAAAGCAUAUCCAUAUUUUCCUAUUUUUUGCCAUUAUAGAGCACUCAUAUUAAAGUUGGGCUAUUUUCACUGACCUUACCCCCUUCUUUUAUAAAUAGGUCAAUUGAUUACAAACUCCCUCACCCUUAUCUAAGCAUUAGCCUUUGAGCAGAUCAUUAUCAGGGGCUUCUCAAUGGACUGGCAAUUUAUUUUAUCAGCUCCUUUGACAUUCUAAGGGACCGGACGUACUAAAGUAAAAGUGUUUACUAUUCCUUUAAAGUCACAUUCUGCUUCCUACUCUGCCAAGCACAAUGAAAACAAAUCAGAACUGAGAAGCACUUUGUAUAAACAAACCCCCUCUUUUCCCUAGUUGCAGUGUGUUAGACUUUCAGACAAGGAGCAGCUCAAUAUACAGAAUGACUGUUGACAGCAAAUACCCUAUUCAAGGCAAUAAUGUUGAAAAGGGGGAUGUACUUCCCCUUUAAUCAGGUUCUUGCCAACAGUGGGAUCAUUACAAUUUUAUACCUCCCAGCCAAUAGGCAUGCAAGGUGACGGACCUUCUCACAAGGUGGUUGGUGAGUGUGUGGUCAGCCUUUGACCUCUCACAUUACAGACUUUUAUGCAACUUGGUCAUAUGAGAUUCAGAUCAGUCAGUUGCUAAUACUAUGGGUGAGAAUGUAAUAAGGAUCCAUAGAAUUCAGACAAUGCGACUAUGAACUACAUAAUGUAGAAAGGCCCAGAACAUUCAGGUGGGUCUUUUUUUUGACCUAGUAGGAGCUAUACAUUGUAUUAAUAUCAGAGGUGUGAAUAAGGAGACAAAUAAUAAUACUAUGUUACUAUGUAUGUGUUCUUUUUCUACAUAGAAGCAAUUUAUGGUAGUGCUUUUGGCAGCCUGGCUACUGCUAGUAGGGAUUUCUGCAUGCCCUUUCCCCAAGGGAAUAUUUUUUUUUUUAGUAAUAAUGUCCAUUCUUCUCAUUUUGAGGGGGUCUAUUGAGCAAUAUGAAACCUCUAGAUUGUAAGCUGUCAUGGGCAGGACCUCUGUUUCUUUUGGUCUGUCUGAUCUUGACACAAAAUGGAUUUUCUUUGUUCUCUAUAAUGUUUUGUACAGUGCUGUGAAACAACCUUGCUGCUUUAUAAAUAAACUGUAAUAAUAUGUCUACUGAA